AUGGUGUCGGCAAUCCUCACCACUGUGUGCAAGCUGGACUUGACAUCCCACCAGCUUUCAAGGAGCCUCCACUUAUUGGAACGGCGACCAGAAUACGUCUCCGUCACCCCGUACAACUACACCCACACUACGAUUCAUGGCUUCCAGGGCACCCACCAGCCCGCGAUCUGGAUGGGCGAGUCCGGCCAGGUCGUUGUGUCUCCAGGGCUAGGCGAAGUAAAACAGGCCUUUGAAGAUCGCGGGCUGGACAUAGUGUACGAUGGCGACGAACGCAUGGAAGCCGUCAGUGCGAAUUACUAUGCCGUCCUCACACAAGCCGACGAUGGGGUGCUCAAAUCAGAGUUGAGUGCUACCUCGCGCGUCGGCCACCUCCGCUUCACCUUCCCUGCCAACGCCUUCGCGCCCUAUGUCCUCCUCGAAGCCACCCGCCCGAGCACGCUCGGCUCGCCCGCGUCACCCAAUGGCACAUGGCUCACCUAUCCCACUGGCCUAGUCACUAUCGACCCUGCGAACCAAGAGAUCUGUGGACGCAACCCCGAGCGACAGGACGAGAUCCUAGGUCCGAGCCCCGCGCCGUCGUUCGCGGGGUACUUCUGCGCGCGGUUCAAUGCGCCUUUUAGCACAUAUGGCGUCAUACAAAACGGCUCUGCGAGUGAGGGUUCGACGAGCGGUGAAGGACCCGUACUGGGUGCAUACGCGAAGUUCGAGGGUGCAGGGGCGAGUGCGACGGUCGUGGAUGUGCGCGUGGGCGUAUCGUUCAUCUCGGUGGACCAAGCGAGGAAUAACCUGGAGAAGGAGAUCCCGGAUGGCACGAGUCUGGAGGAGACGGCGAGGGCGACGAGGGAGCUGUGGGUUGAGAAGCUGGGGAGAGUGAAGGUAGAGGGCGCGAGUGCGGAUGAGAGGGCGACGUUCUACACGGGGAUUUUCCAUACGUUGCAGUAUCCAUACGAGCAAGACGAGGACGGCAUGUACUACUCCGGCUAUGACGACAUCGUGCACGAAGGCGACUCCUACACGGGCUACUCCAACUGGGAUACAUAUCGCGCUGAAUGGGGCUGGUUAAUCCUCUUGGCGCCGGAGCGUAUACCGGGUAUGGUCCGAAGUAUGUUGCAAGACUAUGCAGAGGGCGGCUGGCUACCAAUGUGGAAGAACAUCGUUGAGACGAAUAUCAUGGUCGCUACGCACGCUGACUCGCUCGUCGCGGAGGCGGUGGUGAAAAAUAUCACAGGCUUCGACUUGGACACCGCGUACGCGGCCGUGUACAAGGACGCGACAGUGCCACCUGUGGAUGAUUGGUCGAUCUCGUAUUAUGAUCGUGAAGAGGGUGUUGGCUACGAAGUGCGCGCAGGUCUCUCCAGCGUAUACGAAGAAAAAGGCUGGGUCGCGGACGACAUCCACUCCGAGUCGGCGUCACGGACACUCGACUACGCCUAUGACGACUGGGCCGUCGCCACUCUUGCGGAUCUCCUCGGACACACCGAGAACGCGACCCUCUUCCGGGCGCGUUCGCAAAGUGCACCCUUCGCGAUCUUCAACAACGACACCGGCUUCAUGGAGGCUCGCAACGCCAACGGCUCGUGGGCGGGUCAGGACCAGGGCUGGACGGAGGGCGACAUGUGGGCAUACACGUUCGAUGUCAUCCAGGACGUACCUGGCCUCGUUGAGCGGCGUGGCGGCAACGCGAGCUUCGUGGCGUUCUUGGACGAGCAUUUUGAUGGAGGACAUAAUGACCAGACGAACGAGGCGAGUACUUCGAUUCCUUCACAUCACAUCCCGUACCUGUACGCGCUUGCGGGCGCGGCAUCCAAAGGGCAGGAACGUAUCCGCGAGGUCGCCGUAGCCAACUACAACUCGACUGUGAACGGACUGUCAGGCAAUGAAGACUGCGGUCAAAUGAGCGCUUGGUACAUCUUCAGCGCGCUCGGGUUCUACCCUGUCGAUCCAGUCUCAGCGACAUACGUUGUCGGGACACCAUUCUACGACAAAGUCACGAUCUCCUUCCCGAACGCGACCCAACCGCUCGUCAUCUCUGCGCCCGGUGCACCGACCAAGCCUUAUGUCAAGUCGCUCACCGUGAACGGCGAGGCUUUCUCGCAACCGGUCAUCACGCACCAGCAGAUCGCCAACGGAUGCGAGAUUGUCUUCGAAAUGAGCGACACGCCACAGGAGUGGGCGAGCGCAACUUUGGUGAGUGUCGGUCUGUCUGAACGUGCUUGCCAAACCUGA
Fomitopsis serialis is the source of this 2226-nucleotide messenger RNA. RefSeq names its product glycoside hydrolase family 92 protein. The transcript is spliced from 15 exons. Gene Ontology annotation, biological process: protein quality control for misfolded or incompletely synthesized proteins; protein deglycosylation; carbohydrate metabolic process. Lineage: Eukaryota; Fungi; Basidiomycota; Agaricomycetes; Polyporales; Fomitopsidaceae. Gene Ontology annotation, cellular component: nucleus; cytosol. Gene Ontology annotation, molecular function: peptide-N4-(N-acetyl-beta-glucosaminyl)asparagine amidase activity; carbohydrate binding. The record is from RefSeq and is a predicted model, not a curated record. Bases 1 to 2226 code for a protein of 741 amino acids.